Messenger RNA from Rotaria sp. Silwood1, 504 nucleotides. The record is from the annotation of a GenBank genome assembly. Lineage: Eukaryota; Metazoa; Rotifera; Eurotatoria; Philodinida; Philodinidae.
AUGACCUAUUCUGAUUGUGGAUCAAAAAAUGUUCGAAUCAAUCGAUUAUCGUUUCAACCUAUGCCUAUUAUUCAACCAGGAAAUGGAAGACUUUCAUUUGCAAUUGCAGCUACUGAAAAACUUCAAGGUGUUAUUAAAGCUAAUAUUAAUAUAGUACGUAAAGUUGGUGGCAUUGGAUUACCUGUUUCAUGUUACAUUGUUCAAGGUGAAAAAGUUGGCUCAUGCCAAUAUGACGACUUUUGCGCUUUAUUGAAACGUGUCUUUAAAUAUGAUUCAACUAAUUGCCCAGCCGCUCUUACUCAACAUGGUAUUGAUUGCAAUUGUCCAGUGAAUAUUAAUAGAAAUGAUCUUGAUAUCGACAUGGAUGUUACUUUACCUGCAGCACCAGAAUAUGCAUCAUGGUUAAGUGUCGGUGAUUUUGAUGUUAAACUUCAAGCAACUGUUGGUCAAAUUGAGGGUUGCUAUAACUUAAAAUUUGCAGUUAAACCUGCUGGAAAACCUUAA